AUGAAUCCGGACCUCCUAGAAACCGAUCUGGGUGAGGUCAACGUUCCGCCCUCAUCAGCUAGAUCAAUGAUAGGCGGUGAGGCUGAGGUGACGAUUGAAUUUUCAACGGGAAGAGGGCUGCCAGCUGCCACAGCAGGAGAAGAGAAGAUACGUGAAAUUAGGUUCAUAAAACCAGAUUCGUCAUUAGAAGAUGUAUCUUGGGCAGAUUUAAAUAUACUGGAUUGCGAAGAAAGGUGGCCUGGAAUUUCGGCUCCUGACUCGGCGGCUUCGGGAGGUGCUUCUGUAGUGAAGUAA
This is a messenger RNA of Protopolystoma xenopodis, 294 nucleotides long. The record is from the annotation of a GenBank genome assembly. Lineage: Eukaryota; Metazoa; Platyhelminthes; Monogenea; Polystomatidea; Polystomatidae.